UCCAUAUCGACAACUCAGCUUUGAUUUUUCAGGCAACUAAAAUUUACUUCCUCCAAGUAACUUUCUCCUUUGAGUUUGACUUCACUUGUUGCAUUUCUAUUCUCCGUCUCCCAAUUUCAGUCAUAAUGAGUCAGUACAUUGUUAUUACCGACGAUGAAAGCAAGCCCGAUAGUCUUGUCGAGGUUCCUCUUGAGGAAGAUGGAAUGCUUCUUGUAACAACGCUCGAAAGUCAGUUCGCUGGAGCUUCUGGUCUCAAGUACCGAGCAGCAUCAGGAGCUUUCCGUGGCCUUAGAGUGGCUGACGACAAAGUCCAUCCACCUACAGAGGGAUGGGAAACAGCUGCUAAUUAUGUGGUUGUCUGUACAGCGAAACGUAAGGCUGACUCCAGCCUGGACGGCCCACCAGCCAAGUUGUCGAAGUCCAGGGUCGAGGAGACAGAUGUUACGGACAGUGACCUCAUUGUACUCGGCAUUCCCUACACGUUCACAACUGCCGACCUUCAAGCAUUCUUCUCGCAGUUUGGACAACUAAAGGUGUGCCAGGUUGUCCUUGAUAACAAGACUGGACAGUCGAAGGGCUUUGGCUUCAUUCGCUUCAUGGAUGGGGAGACUAACAAGUCGGUGGAGGCGACGAAAUUCUACCAAGUCGGUGGCCGUCGUUGCGAAGUCAAGCUCCCUCAGAGACGGAGUACCGGUGGCCAGUCAAGUGUCACCAAGCUCUUUGUCGGCUGCCUGACGCAGCAGAUCACGCGCGACGAUCUCCUAGCCUACUUUGCAAUGUAUGGUGAGGUGACGGAUGUGUACGUGCCAAGCCCGUUCCGUGGAUUUGCCUUUAUUACGUUUGCUGACCCACGUGCGGCCAGUGCUGCUCUGGAUACUGGCAAUCACGUCCUGAACGGUGUGCAGAUCAAUGUCACCGUGCCCAACCCACGCAAGAAGGAGCAAAACAACUCUCAGCAAGUGGCCAAUGCAUUUGCGUCGCAGGCGCUAACAUCUCAGGCCCUACUGCAGCAGCUCGCUUUGGCAGGCACAGGACUGAACAGUGCCAGCUUGUCGGGUGCUGCUGGCUUAGGUGCAGCCGGAUUAGGUCUCGAUCUCAACACGCUAUCAAGUUUAGCUACCCUUGGAGGUGCAGCUGCCCUGGGAAAUCCUGCCGCGACAACUACAACGAAGACAGCACCAACAACCUCCUACAAGUGGUAACAGGGUUUCUUGUUGUAAUGAUAGGUCUGUGGGUGUCUGUGUGUGUGUGUGUGUGUGUGUGUUCCUGCGUGUGCCUGUGUGGGUGUGUCUGUGUGUGAUGAUGAUGAUGUGUGCAUGGCUCAAUGAGUGUUGUGAGCUACCCGCCAUACUAGGCAUUUGUACAUACUAAGCCCUCGUCUUUAUCCUUUAGUGCUCAUUUUUUAUCAUAUUCUGUGUUUGCUUUGUGUGUGUGUGUGCGUGUUUGAUUAUAAUUUGUAGGCUCUUAAUUCACCUAGCCUGCCUGCACUUAUGGUGGUCUAUUUUAGCGGUGUAUGCUCCUGUUUAGGAUUUGAUUGUUUUGAUACACAUGCGCUUGUGUGAUGCUGUUGCCAUGCUGUACAAAAUUACCAUCACUGGCUCUA
This is a messenger RNA of Sycon ciliatum, 1603 nucleotides long. Its product is annotated as TAR DNA-binding protein 43-like. Gene Ontology annotation, biological process: regulation of gene expression. The record is from RefSeq and is a predicted model, not a curated record. Gene Ontology annotation, cellular component: nucleoplasm; chromatin. Bases 126 to 1202 code for a protein of 358 amino acids. The transcript is spliced from 4 exons. Gene Ontology annotation, molecular function: RNA binding. NCBI's taxonomy places the organism in Eukaryota, Metazoa, Porifera, Calcarea, Leucosolenida, Sycettidae.